GAUGGGUGAUGCUCAACGCUCCCUCAUUAGACAACAGAGAGGAGAGGUCAGGAAGAAAGCGCUUAUAAAUCACCCCUGCCUCCCUCGCAGCCCGGCGCUCCCUUGCCCCAGGACACCGCGGACGGCCGCCUAGAGCCCUGGCCAGCUACCUGAGCCCGCAGCAGGGUGGAGUUGGUGAAAUGAAGAAUUGGUAGCACAGUUUAGCACCAGGAAGAGAAAAUCCAUUCAGGAGAGACUCUUCUUCAUCUUUCAUGAACUUUACUUUGAGUGGUGUCCUUUGGAAGAAUCCACUUCGAAGAGUCACUGGACUAUAAAAGAAAGGCACAGAGAACCCCAAGUUAGUUCUUUCACCUAAGAAGACAAAGGCACCAGCACCUUUGGGCCUCUGGAAGACAUCGUGACCGAGGAGAGGGCCAAUAACCGUCUUGCUGGAAGAUUGGGGAAACCAGAAACAUGGCAACAAAGGAGAAGUUGCAAUGUUUGAAAGAUUUCCACAAGGACAUCCUCAAACCUUCCCCUGGCAAGAGCCCUGGGACACGCCCUGAGGAUGAGGCAGAGGGGAAGCCGCCUCAACGGGAGAAGUGGGCGAGUAAGAUUGAUUUUCUGCUGUCCGUGGCUGGUGGAUUUAUUGGUUUAGGCAAUGUCUGGCGAUUUCCGUAUCUCUGCUAUAAAAAUGGCGGAGGUGCAUUUCUUAUACCUUAUUUCAUUUUCUUGUUUGGGGGAGGUCUUCCUGUGUUUUUCCUGGAGGUGGCGCUAGGACAGUAUACCUCUGAAGGAGGAAUUACAUGCUGGGAAAAGAUCUGCCCUAUUUUCACUGGAAUCGGUUAUGCUUCCAUAGUGAUUGUGUCCCUUCUGAAUGUGUACUACAUCGUCAUCCUGGCUUGGGGGGUGUACUAUCUGUUCCAGUCAUUUCAGAGCAUCCUACCUUGGUCACUUUGUGGUCAGAAGUGGAACACACCUACUUGCGUGGAAGACACUCUCAGGAAGAACAAAACACUCUGGUUGUCACUGAACAUUACGAACUUCACUUCGCCCGUCACAGAGUUUUGGGAGCGCAAUGUACUGAGCUUGUCUACGGGGAUUGAAGAUGUCGGUGUUCUCAAGUGGGAUCUAGCACUGUGUCUUCUCUUUGUCUGGGUGAUAUGUUUCUUCUGCAUUUGGAAAGGCGUCAAGUCUACUGGGAAAGUUGUGUACUUCACUGCUACAUUCCCAUUCGUCAUGCUUAUUGUGCUGUUAAUCCGUGGUGUCACCCUGCCUGGAGCUGCAGAGGGCAUCAAAUUUUACCUUUACCCUGAUGUAUCACGGUUAGCAGAUCCACAGGUCUGGAUAGAUGCCGGGACACAAAUCUUCUUCUCAUAUGCAAUCUGCUUAGGAGCAAUGACAUCCCUGGGAAGUUACAACAAGUAUAAAUACAACUGUUACAGGGACUGUUUGCUGCUGGGAUGCCUGAACAGUGGUACCAGUUUUGUGUCUGGCUUCGCAAUUUUUUCCGUCCUGGGCUUCAUGGCACAAGAGCAAGGGGUGAACAUUGCUGAUGUGGCAGAGUCAGGUCCAGGCCUGGCCUUCAUUGCCUACCCAAAAGCUGUGACCAUGAUGCCGGCGCCUACUGUUUGGGCUAUCCUGUUCUUUAUUAUGCUUCUGUUGAUUGGACUGGAUAGCCAGUUUGUUGAAGUUGAAGGACAGAUCACGUCAUUAGUUGAUCUGUACCCAUCCUUCCUAAGGAAGGGUUACCGACGGGAAAUCUUCAUUGCUAUAGUGUGUUUCCUUAGCUAUCUUCUGGGACUAACUAUGGUAACUGAAGGUGGCAUGUAUGUGUUUCAACUCUUUGACUACUAUGCAGCUAGUGGUGUAUGCCUUUUGUGGGUUGCAUUCUUUGAAUGUGUUGCUGUAGCCUGGGUUUAUGGCGCUGAUAAUAUUUACAAUGCCAUUGAAGAUAUGAUUGGAUACAGACCUGGUCCCUGGAUGAAAUGGAGCUGGAUUCUAAUCACACCACUUCUUUGCGUGGCGUGCUUUGUCUUUUCUCUGGUCAAGUAUACCCCCCUGACCUACAACAAAGUUUACACAUACCCUGAGUGGUCAAUUGGCGUGGGAUGGGUUCUUGCUCUUUCCUCCAUGAUCUGCAUCCCACUGGUGAUGGUCAUCCGCAUUGUUCAGUCAGAUGGCUCACUUAUUGAGAGAAUAAAAACAGUGGCUGCCCCUAGGGAAGUGACUCGGUGGGCCAAAGAAACGGAAAGCACCACCUCGUUCUGCCCCAAUGGAACUCCUAAUGGUGGAUUGAUUAAGCCGACUCAUGUCAUUGUGGAGACUAUGAUGUGAGCUCUCUCUGUGAGAGGACAAACCUGCUUUAACUGCCAUUUACUAACAUAGAUUCUCAUAGGACCGGGUUUACAGAGCUUUAUAUUUGCACUAGGAUUUAUUUUUAUUUCUCACAGAGAAAGUUAUUUUUUGUGGUGUUUUUGUCUUUAUUUUCCUUUUUUUUUUUUUUUGUUUACAUAUUUUGUAAGGUAGUCACAGCAGAAGCCUCUUGCAGGAGGCAGUUUUCAUAUCAGACUAGACCUAUUACAGGAACUUACUACCAUUUGGGUUUUUAACAUGUGUUAAUAGCUCUCUGAAUAUUAUACAUUUUAUCACUUGAAAUUGAUUUUCUUGCCAGCAAUAUAUUCAAAGCUCAGAAAGCAAUUUUUUUAGGUGCUGAUGUGGUUGGGAAUAAGGUAAAACCUAGAACUCACAAGUGAGCUCUGUUGAGAGAAAUUUCAAAAAAAGAAGAAAAAAGGUGGAUGUUGCUUCAAGGGAUUGGGUUUCAAAGGUGUAGUGCUUUUUUUCCUCUGGUUCAGGCAGGGUGAAUGACAGAUUUCUGAGUCAUGAUGUUACCUUUGCUAUGUUCCAUGUAAAUAUCUAUAUCUAUAUCUAUAUAUAUCUGUUCAGCUGGAGAAGAGAAAUUUAUGGGGGAGGGGGAAUGUAGUUAGGAAUUAAAUACCCAAUCAGUAUGCCUGUCCCUCCUGAGCAUUGCGUAAAAAGUCCAGUCACCGUAGAAGACAACAUACAUAUUGCCUGAGGAAGGAGUUUUGUGUACAUACAUACCCUUUAGUUUCCUGCACACUGUAGGUUAGCUGAGUUGUUACUGGUUUAAACUUGCACUGUGUACGAACAGAGCAGUAGGAGGAGCCUGUGUGAUAGCUAAGAUCUGAAUUAUAGAGAGGCAGCGUUCGUGUUUUAUGGAAUUUAAAAUAUAUAUGUAUUUUGUAAACUGUUGGGCUUUGGUAUCAAAAGAAAAAUAUAUUGAGGACAAUGAUCACACCAAGCUUAACACCCAGCAUGUUAUUCAUUACCACAGGAGCAAAGCAGCCCACGUAUAUAUUGUGCACCGGGCCUUUCAGGCAGGUGCAGUUUUAAUAAUAGUAAUUAAAUGAAGAGGCCAAUAAUGCUUAGCACACCCAUAGGCGCUGUUCAUCCGCAUACCUCAAAUUGGUAUCCCUGUUUAUUUAUGUAUUUAUUUGACUGUUGUUGGUGCACUUGGGGAAGCAGGGCCCAGGGAGGGAAAGUGACUUGGCCAGGGUUACAGCAACUCAUUGGCAGAACUAGGACUAGAACUCAGCUCUCCUGACUGGCUUGUCCUGGAGGACCAUGCUACCACCAUUUUGUUUUUUGGGUAACGCAUUUAUGGGAGACAAAUAGGGGGGAAUUCAACCUACUAUAAACUAGGCCUUUAUGUAAAUUAAGAGAAAGAAGUAUGUAAUUUUUCUUUGGUUAAAAAAACAUUACAUAUCAUUCCAAUUUAGACUUAAGAAAAAUAAAAAGAAAGCAUUUAAUGCAGUACAAAGCUCCUCAAUGGAUUUUAAAGCUGGGUGGCUGUAGGUAAACUGACCACUGAUCACAUAGGCCAGGUCAAGAAUUCCAGUAGAUAUUUGCUCCCUAAAGAAUUUAAAAAAUCUAGAUCACUCUUUUUUCAUAAACCUCAACACACGCUGAGAAGAGGCUCCCUGAAGAAAUCCAGCCCUUUCCAUUUGGGAGAUAAUCCUCCUAAUCAUAGUACUACAGUUAGGCUAGCCAAAGGGAUCUGGGGAGAGAUUCAGCAGCCGAGUCUGUCCCUGCUUAUACUAUUGCCAGUUCAAUUUGUCCAUGGGUAGAUUUUUGCAGUUUAAAUGGGAACAUAGCCAGUCCUUAACAUUCCUACAUGGGCCAUUUUAAAAAAGAUGUCCCAUGCAUUAACUGUAGGCAGUGUUGUUACAGCCAUGUCGGUCCCAAGCUGGGUGGAGUAAUAUCUUUUAUGGGACCAACUUCUGUUGUCGAGGGAGACAAGCUUUUGAGCUACACAGAACUCUUCUGCAGGUCAUGCACUAACUGGUCAUUGCAGCAGAAGCACGUCAAGUUAGUAUUAAUGUAAAACGGAAGGGGCAAUUUGGAAGUCAGAAAGGGACCAAAAAAAGUGUCUUGCAUAGCUAGAGAGUCUUUGAGUCUCUGUUUUGAAGUCAGAGAGGCUGAAUUCCAGCAACAACAACAGCCAACACCCCACUGCUUUUGCUUUCUUUUCCAAUUACUGUAUUAUGAGAGCUGCGGCUGAAACACUUUUAUGGCAAAUAGCACAUCUCACAUGCUAGCCUGAUGGUAAUAGCUACCCUGAAGCUACUCUGGGUGUCUUAACCAUCUCAACAGAAGAAUUUUCUAAGCCAACAUGAUUACAACUGGAUUUUGAUAACUUUACUUAAGGAAAAAAAAUUAAAACCAAGUCCUGUGUUUAAUUUUUUUUUUUAUCUUUAAGUAUCAAAAGGCAACUAAAUUAAAGCUAAAACUCUGUCAUGCAUGUUGUUGUGUAUUCCAGCCUUUGUGGCAACAGAAAAGACCUGAGCCAGAGCCUGCUGAAGUCAAUGGAAGGAUUCUCAGUGGGCUUUGGAUCAGGCCCUUUGUCCUUCCCAAGAUCUCAUCAGACUUUGUGUAUAGGCACAAUGGCCCGAGUUAACGUCAGAAUAGCAACUCAAUAAUUAAAUUCCUCGUUUCAGUUAGUGUAAAUUAUAGUAGCAUAUUUUGUUAUAGACUCACGUUUUGUGUGUGCGCACAUACUCUAUAAGGGGUAUAUCUGAGAGGGACGCUAAUUAGAAAAAUAGUUUAAAGGUUGAAAUUUCAUAAGUAGCUGGUGCGUCAGAGAUGGAUAUUUGACCAUGCUUCACACAUGGAGCAGGGGAGAUUUGUAUUAGGAACCAGAGGGUUAAUACUACACCUUUGAAACUACAAAUAAACAAGAACGAGAGCCCAACUCAAUUGUGACUCAAACUGUGCCGUUCAAAUCAGUCACUUCCAUGUUCCAAAUGAAAGUGUCUCACACACAUAUGCAAUGACCUCACUGAAGUUCUGUUGUACGUUUUUCUGGCCCUGACUGUGCUGUUCAGCCUGACUGCAAGAAAGGGCCAGAUUCAUGAUGUGCUAUUAAAUCAUUUCUGUAAAAGUCACGCAGAACAAUGCUGGUCACCAUCUCAUGGUUUUCAAUGCAUGUGAGCCUAUUCACAUUUUAGAAUGUUUCCUAAAGGUUUAUCAGAUUUCUAAAUUUUACCUGGUGGUAAACUUGCAUUUCAACAUUAUAGUCUGCUAAAUGAAAAAAACCCAAAACAAAUGGUAAAUGAUUCUUUCAAGUUUAUAUUUUCUACAUAUUUAUGAUUGCAACAAUAACUAAUUUUCUAAUUUACUUCGUAGCCAUGUGUGACAUAUUUUACCUGUCCUUUGCAGCUGAGGCACUAAAUAUCAUGACUAAUCAUAGGUGAACUGAUUUCAGUUAAGGGAAAAAUACCCCAGACGUUGGCCCCAAAAAUCUUUGGGGGAAAAAAAAAGUCUCAUUUCAUGCACCUUUAUACUUUGUGGUUUCUUUUGGGUUUGGAAAUGGCAAUAUUUCCAACUUCACUGAAAUCAAGUACUGAAAAUUUCAUGGGGGAAAUCUUGCACUCAUAAGAUUUUUUCAGACCAAAGCAGUUCAGAUAAUCGAAACUUAGGAUUCUUAUCUAAACCAAACCUUCCAAACUCUUGCAGUUCACCUGUCAGUAGUCAUGAUCUCAUUAAAAGUCACGCAUAAUGAUGUAUCCAGUAGACUGUAUUGGUACAACAUGGUUUCAUGAACAGAAUUUGUUUUGAGUCUCAUUAAUUUUCCUUUUCUUGAUGACUCUGAUCCAACCAGAUCUAUGAGCUUCCAUAUGUUCUCAAUGAAGUUUGAGAUCUGAAAGCCAACAUGGAUCUGUCCCUAUGCAGCAAAUGAAAAUAAAAAAGCACAGUAGUUCUAUGUACCACCUUAAAAUAUGUUGCUAUCCAAGCUGCAGUGGAAGGUCAGCUUUUGAAUGUGGGUUUGGGAAGUGGAUCAGCAUAACUGAGCUGCACUGAUGCACUUGAAUAAAAAAAAAGGCUGCAGCCUUCUAAUUGUUUUAACAAGAAAACAGCAAAGCAUUUUAUAUCGUCACUCUAAUCACAUGAUCAGUGGCUGAUCAGAACUCUGGCUUGUUUUUUUAAUAUAGUAUGUGCCCUAACUGCACACCUGCAGAUGGACAUGGCUACCCAGCCUCUGUCCCAAAUAGCUCCAGAUCUGAAGAAGAGUGAAAAUGUCCAGCAGUCAGUAGUACGUUGUUGAGCAGAAUUGACAAUCUGGUAAUGUCCAUCUUUGUCAUAAGUGCGUUCAACUCCUGUACCCACUGAUAACAAUAGCUUAACCACCAUUUGUCUUCAGUGGGUGAAGGAUUGAACACUUGGAAUAACUGGUUAUGAAACCAUGGCUUGUGGUCAAUGUGGGAUCAGGUGAGGAGACAGUGUAAAUAAGUGUGUAUUGAGUGAAGGGCACAGACUAUUUCAAGUGCACAGGGAAAAAAGAUGGCCAUCACCUCACAUCCAGGAAAUUCAGUGCAUUUGGCACAUUCCCUGUAGCAAACAACUAUUUUCAAUUAACAUCUCAAAUGAGACCCCCACCACAAUUAAAAACAGCCUUAGGGGAGGUGCUUCUAUGUCCAGUCUUCAACGUAUUUACGUCAUUCUUGGGAGAUGAUGUGAUCAGGUAUUGCUGGCAAAGAAAACUGUACAAAGGAAAAGCUCUUUUGAAUGCUCUGCAGCACCAAUGCCACCCCACCUUGUUUGAUGAUUCACAGGAGUGCACUGAAGUAGGGUGGGACAGGUUAGCCAGUAUUCAUAGGUUGAGAAGCCUAAACUUCAAGGAGCCAAGAUCACCUCUUCUUAACUAGGGAUAGGGUGAAAUAAAAGCUCAGAACCAACUACCUUGAACUUGGGGGGAACCUAGGUUAAGACUCAUGGCUGCCUCUGUCAUAGGCUGAACUGAAAUCCCAGGUCCAAAAUACCCCCAGAUUGUACAAGAGUUCAGCUAUGGAUCAGAAGGUCAUAACUUGGGCCCAUUUCUUCCAGAGUUCGAUGCCAAAGCCUUGUAUUUAAAAUUAAAGGUUAUUUUUAACUCCCAGCUGAGAAGCGUUCAGGAACUACUAAGACACAACCUAUAAUCUAGGAUAUUUAUUCAUUUUUAAUCUAGGAUGAACAUGCUCCUAAUUGUACUAAUUUGUUUACGGAGGAAUUAAUGUUAAAUAGGACACGUUAGGUUUACAGCUUUUCGAUGUAUUACUUUUGAGUUUAUUCUAAGCUAUUGUAAGAAGGACAUCAAAGCAUCAGAUCAAAUCCCUAGCUACAAAGCAAACAUGCCUCAAGCAUCUGGGGACACGGAACAUAAGAGAGCAAGCCAAAUGCAUAAAAUAAGACGUUGAUCCUGCAGGCCUUGGUUAAAAAGCUCACUGAUUUCAAUGAACAAUUUAAUUUCAGCAGAAAUUGUACCCAAGACACUGUCCAAUCAGGACUACAGCUGGGCAAAAAAAAAAUUGUUUUUUUAAGGAAACACCCUACCACCACCAAACUGAAAAUAUUUCAUUCAAAGGGUUCUAUUUUUUCCAAAGGCAAACAUUUUCAUUUUUUUGCUUGUCCACUUUUUUAAUAAUAAAAAAACCAUUUUGAAAAAAAAAUCUUCAAAAUUUCCAUUAACAAAAAACAAAAAAACCCCACCAAGGUGGCAUUUUUUCAACCAUUUGUAAUCAAAAGCUAAAACAAGAUCUGAAAAAGCUUAACCAAAGUGCAGCUCUGGUGUUGGUUUUAAACCUGGAAACAAGCAAGGAUCAAAGUCUGUGAAAAAAUGUGUGUGUGUGUGAAAAAUUCUGUUAAUUUAGCCUUCCAUUUUUCCCCAUUAAAAUCAGAAUUUUAGGCCCAUUCAGAGGAUACAAGACAACUAGGAAAAGAAACUGGAUUUCUUUAGCUUGGCACUUCUUGUCUGUAAAUCUUCUGCAACUGAGAUGUAACAAGGUUUUUACAAUAGAAAAAGUGGCAGAACACCAGUGUUAAAAUUUUGUUGGAAGGCUGAACAUUGGGGGCCAGAUUGAGGUGGUCCAUCAUUUGCUCUUGUCCAAGAACUCAAGGAUGUUCUCUUAGCAUUGGAUUAAUUGAAGUAUUGAUCUGAAAUGCUCAUUGUUUUGCUAGGAUUUUUUUUCCACUGUGGUGUUGUGAUUGUUACCCAAUAUGUCUCCAGGGACUUCACAUAGUAAGCGGUGAUCCAUCUUGUUGGAUGUAGUAAGCUAAAAACAGUGGUGGUGGUGAUUUUUGUUUUUUAUUUAAAUUCCUAAUAACUGUAACUACAGUAUGUGAUAAGUAGCACAUGGCAGAGUGAGGAUGUUUAAGUCACCUGACCUUUUUAAAGACUAACAAUAAUUGUUAAAAAAAAAAAUUCUGGUUUUGUUCUGAGCAGGACUGUUUGUAUUUGCAUAAGAUCCUGGAGUGUAAUUCAAUCCUUAAAACUAGCCUUUGUGUAUACAGUAACUGUUUGUAUUUUGCAGUAUCUGUUUUGAUUUUUAGAUAAAUAUGUAUAUUGAUAUUUUUAAGUCAUCUUUGCUUUUUUUAGAUGGAGUUUGUAAUCAUCUUAUAACAGAAAAUAAAUCUUUCCUUUAUAAAUCAAA
Messenger RNA from Gopherus evgoodei (Goodes thornscrub tortoise), 8966 nucleotides. RefSeq names its product solute carrier family 6 member 6 (gene SLC6A6). The coding region runs from base 454 to 2316 and encodes 620 amino acids. The transcript has 17 exons. Gene Ontology annotation, molecular function: taurine:sodium symporter activity. Gene Ontology annotation, biological process: taurine transmembrane transport; neurotransmitter transport; sodium ion transmembrane transport. The record is from RefSeq and is a predicted model, not a curated record. Gene Ontology annotation, cellular component: plasma membrane. Lineage: Eukaryota; Metazoa; Chordata; Testudines; Testudinidae.